AUGGAUUAUGUAUAUAUGGAAGCAGGUUCAUUAAAUGUACGAACAAAUGAAAGAUAUAAAGAAAGACAACGGGAUUACAAGAAUUUGAGGAAGGCUUUGUGUGCUGGUUUUGCAAAUAAGCUUGCUGAGAGAAUGGUACAACACAAUGGCUACAGAACUAUAGGUUUCAAGCCCCAACUAGUUCAGGUGCAUCCAUCGUCCACACUAAGAACAGAUGAAGAUGGAAUGUUUCCAAACUAUGUUGUGUAUCAUGAACUCAUUGCCACCUCGCGUCCAUACAUGCGCAAUGUAUGUGCUGUAGAGAUGUCUUGGGUCAACCCCACUUUGAAGAAGCUGGAGAAACUGAAUAUCAACAAGCUGAGUGGGGGAUCUGGUCAUACUGUUACAGAGGAAAGCGAGCAAAAGGUCUCUUACUUGCCAAAGAAAGAGGAGGCUGUUGCUGGAGUUCCAGAUGACAGUAAAAGUAGAAUUCAGGCAGCUAGGGAUCGCUUUCUUGCUCGGAAAGGAAAGAAAUGA
Dovyalis caffra is the source of this 516-nucleotide messenger RNA. Lineage: Eukaryota; Viridiplantae; Streptophyta; Magnoliopsida; Malpighiales; Salicaceae. The record is from the annotation of a GenBank genome assembly.